AUGCACGAAUCCGGAUUUUCCGACGACAAGUUUGACGAAGCGCGAUCGUUUGAUAAUCGCAUAUAUGCUGAUGUUGCGUUCAUGGGAAACAUGCAACCAGAUACAGAGACAGGGGAUGGCAACGGGAAAUCAACCGCAAAGAAUGGCCGUUUUCCCUGGUCGAACCCUGAUCUACUGCAGCGCCAAAUAAAUAGCCGGCAACAAGGCAUUGGACGGCAGCGGUAUCCUAUCGUAAGCUGGAUCUUGGCGGUCGGUGUUCUCGCUGCAUUUAUUGCAGAGCUGAUCCUGUCAAAGCAAAAGACUGGCCAAGCUGUACAGACCAAACCACACUUACAGCCCAUGAUUGGCCCCCCUCCGGAAUUCCUUAUUUCGUUCGGCGCGCGCUUCGUUCCCUGUAUGCGUAAAAUACCCGGCCUUUCCGUCAACAAUGAGCUUCCCUGUCUGGAGUAUACUACUUCGGAUUCGCAAUUUUUCAAGCCUUCGCAACUGUGUUCGCUUGCCGAAAUUUGUGGUUUAAAGGAUCCACAGAACCCCAAUCAGGCUUACCGCUUUGUUUCCGCCAUGUUUAUCCACUCUGGUUUUAUCCACAUCCUCUUUAACUUGAUUGUGCUCCUGACGCUUUGCUGUCAAAUUGAGAAACUGAUCGGGUCGCUGGCCUACUUGAUCGUUUUUUUUGCGGGCGGUAUUGGCGGCAAUCUGCUUGGCGGCAACUUUGGACUCAUCGGCCAGCCGGCAGUAGGUGCCUCUGGCUCUAUCUACGCGUGCAUUAGCCUGGAGAUUGUGGAUCUCAUGUACAAUGCAAAAUACGAAGCGAACGCAAAGACACGUGCGAUCGUAUCCAUUGUUUUUGCGAUCAUCGGCUUGGGCUUGGGCCUUUUGCCGGGUAUUGACAAUUUCUCGCACAUUGGCGGCUUUUGUCUCGGCAUCCUCGGUGGGCUUUUUUUUGCACCAUCGAUUCAUGCGACGCGAAAACACAUGAUCAUUACAUGGGUGCUCCGCCUUCUUGCGCUGGCAUUGCUCAUUGCCUAUUUCGUUUCUCUGCCACUCAAUUUCUACCAGAGCGACGACCCCACAAACACCUGCCACUGGUGCCGCUAUCUUUCAUGCCUGCCCGUGUUUGAAUCGUGCAAUGGUUUUGGUACGUAA
Malassezia vespertilionis is the source of this 1146-nucleotide messenger RNA. RefSeq names its product protein S-acyltransferase. The transcript has 2 exons. Gene Ontology annotation, cellular component: membrane. NCBI's taxonomy places the organism in Eukaryota, Fungi, Basidiomycota, Malasseziomycetes, Malasseziales, Malasseziaceae. Bases 1 to 1146 code for a protein of 381 amino acids. The record is from RefSeq and is a predicted model, not a curated record. Gene Ontology annotation, biological process: proteolysis. Gene Ontology annotation, molecular function: serine-type endopeptidase activity.